AGUCAAGAGUGGAUUUUGGAUUUUCGAUUUUGGAUUAGCUGGAACAUAGGACAUUACAUCAUCAUGAAAUUCUACCUGGCACUGGCGGCAAUCGUGGUCGUGAUGGCUUCGGCAGAGGCCACCUUUGGCAAGCUUAAUCUUCUCCUGGGCGGCGCCUCCACCGCUGGCUAUGGAUCUGGAUACGCUGGCUAUGGUUCUGGCUAUGGAUCAGGCUAUGGAUACGGAUCAGGAUAUGGAUCAGGCUAUGGUUCCGGCUAUGGAUACGCUCCCGAGAACGUGGUGAAGGUGAUCAAGGUCUCCGUGGUGCCGGGAGGAGGAGUCGGCGGAGGCUAUGGUGGUGGUUAUUCCGGUGGCUAUGGAGGCGGCUACUCCGGUGGCUACUCCGGUGGCUUUGUGGGCGCUGCUCCGGCCAUCUCCACCUCGGCUGUGGUCACUCCGGUGGUCACUGCGGUGUCCACACCGGUGGCCACUCCUGUGUUGGCCGGUGGUGCCGGCUAUGUGAGUGGUUUCGGUGGCGGACUGGGCGGAGGAUUGGGAGGAUUGGGUGGAGGAUAUGGAGGCUAUGGAGGAUCCUUCGGCGGUGGUGCCGCCCUGCCCGCCUCCUACGGAUUUGGAGCCGGCUAUGGAGCAGGCGGUGGCUUCGGACUGGGAUUCGGAGCACCACCACCACCUCUCGGUCUGGCCGGAGGACUCUGCUAGACAACGAGGAGGCCACAGCAUCCAGUGGUGUUUUUUUUUCAUAAUCCUAAACAACGAUUUG
Messenger RNA from Drosophila takahashii, 760 nucleotides. RefSeq names its product keratin-associated protein 21-1. Lineage: Eukaryota; Metazoa; Arthropoda; Insecta; Diptera; Drosophilidae. The record is from RefSeq and is a predicted model, not a curated record.